AGGGGGAUGCACAGUGAGAAAACAUAGAUUUAGGUCAAAAAUAUCGAUAUUUUAAAAUUAAUUGAUUUUAAUAGUUUAAAAUGUCUAGAAUACGAAUUCCCUAUCAGAAUACUAAAAAAAAUACGUUUUAUACAUCAAUUUUGUAUUUUAAAUGUAGAUAUAUAAGCAAAAUUUUGAUGUUUUGGUGAAAAAUCAACAUUUUGUAAGCUAUAGUUGAUAAGCUAAUGUACGCUCUCAUCCCUAACAGAUGGUAUCGAUACAAAGGUCUACUUUUCUAGUUCCGAUUAUGUGCAUGGUUUCUCAUUCUAUAAAUAAAUAGUACUGCAAUGAACUUUCAAAAUACGUCACUACCUCUUUUUUUCCCCUAUAUCCUCAUAUACACACCCACAAAGCCAUAUUUACGCAUGCGCACCAUCAAAGCUUCUAUAGUUACUGUAAUUACACGCAUGCGCACUGAAAAAGCUUCCGUAACUACAAAGUAUGCACGCAUGCGCACAUGACGUGAACCGGUCCUUCUUCUGUAAACUUCCAUCACAUCAACAAUCGAUUCAUUAUUGAAACUCAGAAAUGCCAACAAAAGGUUAUAUGUUUGGAAAGAAAAAACGUUACUGUAAGCCCAGAGGACGACAUGCUUCAAAGACAAAUGCACAAUUACAAAGCUCUGUUUUGGAUACAGCUGGAUCUGAAGCAGCAACAACACAGCCUGCAAGUGCAGCUGAGCGAAAAAUAUCCCUAACUGCAGUUACUAACGCUGAUAACACCAAUAAGAGGCUGCCUGAAGAUUUCAUAUACGUCAUGAUGAAUUCAAUGCAAUUGACCACAAUGGUCUCCUUGUUGUGCUGUCCACAUUGCUUUGACAACAAAUUAACUAUGUGCAUCACACAAUCAAAAGGCAUGGCUCAUUUGAUUAAAAUCAAAUGCCUAAAUUGUGAAACAUAUUUGUGGUCCGACUGGACCUCAAAAAAAAGUAAUGAUGUUCAUCUGGAUAUUAAUGUCCGCGCUGUCGCUGCAUUAAAAGAAUCUGGAAUCUCGCAUUCUAAAUUUGAUAGGUUUUGUGGACUUAUGAGUAUGCCCUGCAUGCACAGAAAUACUUAUAACAAUCUAGCUAACAUAGUCAAUUCCGCUAUAAUUGAAGCUGGUGAAGAAUGUAUGAUUAGGGCAUCUGCUGUUGUGCAUGGAAGAAACAUUUCACAACCUCUAACUACAGAUGAAAGAAUAAGUUCAACAGGCUGUCCUGUUAUUACAGUUUCUUUCGAUGGGACUUGGCAUAAAAGGGGCCACUCAUCUCAUUCAGGAAUUGGCACAGUUAUUGAUUUUGAUACUGGACUCGUCAUCGACACCGAAGUCCUAUCAAAUUAUUGCCAUGUUUGUGAUUCAAACUCUGCAGAACUAAACUUUGAUGCCUCUAAGCAUAUGUGUCAAAAAAACUUCAGUGGCUCAGCAAAUGCAAUGGAGGCCGCAGCAGCAUCCAAAAUCUUUUCGCGCUCUGUGGCAUCCAGAAAACUUGUUUAUGGCACGAUGCUGUGUGAUGGCGAUAGUAAAUCGCAUUCAUCUGCCAUUACCAACUCAGGAUAUGAUGUAGAAAUCUUAAAAGAGGACUGCAUUAACCACAUCUCAAAAAGAAUGUUUAAUGCUUUGAACAAUUUAAAAAUGUCUAACAAAAAAGAACUAAAUUAUAGGCUUACAAAGCCAAAAAUUGAAAAAAUUACAAAUUACUAUUCCAAAGCUCUGCGCCAAAAUGCUCCCGACAUUCAAAAAAUGAAGCUGGCUGUUAUGGGCUCAUUUUUUCAUAUGAUGAGCUCAGACCUAGAUCAUAACCACAGGUUGUGUCCUGAUGGCGCUACAUCUUGGUGUCACUUUAACCCACGAAGCGUCGUCGGCCGAUUAUAUCGGCCGACAUUUCGUUUCUGUGGCGUCCCGGCCGAUAUAAUCGGCCGACUUUAGACUGCUGAUUUUCUAUUCCAAUCCACGUUUUAAAGUGACCAUUUUUAAACUUCAGAUCUAUUAGACAUUCUUCUUCCUGUCAGAUCCAAAAAUAGCCCAUUUCCCCAUCUGUUUUUGUGUUUACAUUCUGAUUAUUCACCGGCGAAUUUUUCUUGCAAUGUCCGAUGCUAGCCCGGGUCCAUAAGAUGUUACAAAACAUAAAGUUUCAAAUACUUUUAGUUGUUCUUUUUUAAUAUUACAAUUAGAUUUAGAUCUAGGAAUAAUGAGAAUAUUUUAUAUAUUAGAUCUAGAUCUAUUCAUGAAGAGGCCGAUGAUUUAUGUCCGUACUGUCCGUAGUCAUCUAAAGUCUAGAGUCUAUAUCUAGACUCUAGACUAGAGACCGGACUGGAUCUGCACCUAGACCUAGUCAAAAUUUAGUGAAAUUUAAGACAUUUUAAGAUAGAUUGAAGCAUAUUAAUGAUAAUAUUGACUUCUUUAUGCAUUAAGUAUUCUAUUUCUUCAAUCUUUAAAUGCUUUUAACUAAACUGAACAAAAAAAAAACGAUUUUUAUCUAUUUUUUUUUCCUUCACUGUUAGUUGUAUUAAAAGGGUAACCAAGUCACUAAAAAAAAUUUUUUUUUUCAAAUUUAAUGGUCCAUUUUUAACAAAAUUAUAUCUAUUUAUAAAGGAAAAUAAAUGGGCUAUCCAAUUACAUCAAAACGUUUGUUAUAGCUCUAAAAAUGUUUCUCACAGAGGUCAGCAAACAAGCUUUUUUGUUGAUAAAAAAAAUCAAUCAUACUAAUUAGGUCAGGGUCAAGGUCAACUGAUCAAAUUCAGGUGUUCAAUAUAUGAUCUAUAGUGUUCGCUGUCCAAUUACCUUUCAGAAUAUAUAUAAAACAUGGAUAUCAACCUUCACUUUAUGGCAUUUUAAGACCAUUUUCUAACAUGCAUUAAAAAUGCUAAAACUCCCCGAACGCCAGGGAAAGUUUCUUAAGACGCUUCGUGGGUUAAGAGAUCAGAGGCACUAAAACAGCCAUAUAAAAAACACAACCAGACCAUCACAUCAGAAAUAGGUAAACUGUUAUUUCCUAUAAUGAAAAGACUAACAGACACAGAUCUGUUAAAAAGAUGUUCUAGAAUGGGAACACAAAACGCCAAUGAAUCUUUUCAUUCCCUCAUUUGGCAAAGAUGCCCCAAAACAGAAUUCGCAACAUUAAAAACGGUAAGGGCUGCGACAUACCUUGCUGUUUUAGCCUUCAAUAAUGGACCUGUUGGCAUCAGAUCAGUUUUUGACAUAUUAGGCAUUCCCUGGACACUAAAGAACAUUUCUUCUAGUGAGAAAAAGCAAAAUGUCAAACUACAGCUUGUUAGAAAAAGAAAAUCAAUCGCAUUAGUGUCCAGGAGAAAAAACUUGAAAAAACGAAGAAUUGAGCAUGAGCACCGGGCAGAGGUUCUAGAAGGUCCAACCUAUCAAUCAGGCCAUUUUAAUGAAUAGUUUUUUGUUUUUUUUAUUAUCUAUUAUGUUGUUUUAUGUAAAUAUUCCCUUUUUUUUCAUUUUUAUGGUUACAAUAAAUAUUUUAUAUCAUUUUAAAAACUUUAAA
Molecule: messenger RNA, 3523 nt
Organism: Biomphalaria glabrata
Lineage: Eukaryota; Metazoa; Mollusca; Gastropoda; Planorbidae
Exons: 2
Coding region: 568-1944 (458 amino acids)
Source: RefSeq, a predicted model, not a curated record